ACUCACAUCCUCCGAGACAGAGAAAAUGUCUUUUCAUGUGUUCAGUCCCAUAGAGGCGCAAUGAUGGCCUUGGCUGGAAAUGCAAUUGCUGACUUUUAUUCUUAGACAGUGACUCGCAGCUGUGUUUGACUGAGUGCAAUUGGACUGUGGGUGGCAGAACUGAACCUAAACUCGAGGCUUUACUUAAUUCCCAGCGCUGUCAAGAAAUGGCUUUAAGAGCCUCCACCCCGCACCGCAGCCGGCCGGGCUCCGUGAAGGGUGCGGGGAAGCAGAGCCCGCUCCGCCUUAGCCGCCUGCAGGAGAAGGAGGAGCUGCGGCAGCUCAAUGACCGGCUGGCCGCCUACAUCGAGCGGAUCCGCUGCCUGGAGGGCGAGAACCAGGCGCUGCUGCAGCGGCUCACCGAGUCGCAGGAGGCGGACAGCUCCGAGUUCCGCAUCACCCGCUCCCUCUUCGAGACCGAGCUGGCCGACGCCAGGAAGCUGCUAGACCGGACGGCCAACGAGAGGGCUCGGUUGCAGGUGGAGCUGGGCAGAGUCUCCGAGGAGCACCGCCACUUACAGGAGAGAAACACUAAAAAAGAAUCGGAGUUGAAGUCUGCUUUGGCCCGAGUGAGAGUUCUGGAAGCUUCACUGAAUUCCCAAGAGGCUCAGUUGGCGACAUCUCUGAACGAGAAAAAGAACUUGGAGAAUGAGCUGUCUGAAGUCAAAGCUCAGCUCGCUGACAUUAAUUCGAUUGCCAAUGAUGCCAAAGCACAAUUACAAAGUGAAAAAUUACAAAAAUGUGACUUGGCAAACAGGGCACAAACGUUACAGGAAGAGCUCAAUUUCCAGAAAAGCCUCUAUGAGAAGGAAAUCGUGGAAACCAAGAGGCAGCAUGAAGUUAGACUACGAGAAAUCGAGGCUGGUGGUCAGCAGGAAUAUGAGAGCAAACUAGCUGAGGUGCUUCAACAGCUAAGAGGAGAUCAAUAUGAACAAAUCAAACAGUACAGGGAGAAAUUGGAAGGAAACUUUCAUGCCAAGCUUGAGAGUGCCCAGCUGGCUGCUGCAAAGAACAACGAUUUCGCUAAUGCCGCAAAGGAAGAAGUGGUGGCAGCAAGAAUGAGGACGGACACCCUAACGUCUCAGCUUCAGCAAUGUCGCAAUCGGGUUUCUGCCCUGCAAACGAAAGUUCAGGACCUGGAGACGGUGUUAGAUCGUGAGAAGGCCAUUAGCCAACAGCGGAUAAUAGACAAGGACCAAGAAGUUGCUGAAAUUCGUGAGAAAAUGCUGAUCCAGCUGGAAGAUUAUGAAGAAUUACUUGGUGUGAAACUGGCAUUAGACAUGGAGAUAAAUGCCUACAGGAAGAUGCUGGAGGGAGAGGAACAAAGACUUGACUUGACCCCCAGUCCAUCUUCACGUAGUGUGGCACGCACCUUAAGUCGUGUCACUUCAAUCCGAGGAAAGAAGAGGAAAUUGUCUGAAGCCGAGAUUGCCAGCUGCAAUUGUGAAACACAUGAACAUGUGUUUUCCAUAGGAAAGGUUAUUCUAGAAGAAAUUGACAAUGAAGGAAAAUUUGUCAAAUUAAAGAAUAUUUCUGAUAAGGAUCAGCUAUUAAGUGGAUGGACUAUAAGAAGACAAUUUGAGGAUUUGACCCAGAUUUCAUUCAAAUUUCCUGCACGUUUUACACUUAAAGCUAGGCAAACUGUAACAAUCUGGGCUGCAAAUUCUGAUAAUUCCCAACGUCCUCCAGUUGAGUUGGUGUGGAAGGGACAGAAAUCCUGGGGAACAGCAGAUGAUAUGCGGGUGAUUCUCCUCAAUGCUAGUGGAGAGGAGAUGGCUGCACGCACUCUUGUGCAAAUACCAGGAAUAUUGGAAAGAAAAUCAAGAGACGAAGACUAUGAAGAUGCCAGUGAGGACAGAAAGCGGAUUGAAUAUAGUCCAACGAGCCAUGCUGAGAAUGAAGACCCAAGCUGCACUAUAAUGUAAGAGCUAAAACUUAAGAUGGUCAGAACUGAAUCCUUUAGUAGAUGAAUAUAUAUCUGAUUAGUGUUUUUUUUAAUGAUUAUUGAAUGUAACACUGCUUUUGAAGGAAUUUUUGAUUUUAAAAAAAAUGAGUGACUGCUUAUUGGGAAGACCUUAUUGAGUGAAGUAAUCUUGCCAUCAAAAGGUUUCCGUUAACCAAGUACUGUAAGGUUCAAAAUUUUCAUUGUGCUGAAGCAUUCUGUAAGUGCAAGAACAACUUGUGUUAAUUUAGUUAUUUAUAUGUUCAAAAGCAAUGUUAUCAAGAAAAUCUGCUUAAACAAUUAUGAUUCCAGUUUCUGAGCGCCCUGAUAAGUACUCACUUAUUCCAGAGGAUGACAGCACAGCCCUUUGGACAACUCCAGUUGAAACUUUUGACUAUUUUGUUUUGCACAUAAUGUAAUCCAAUAUUGAAUCAAUUACAGUCAGAUGUGGAAUGGAGCCAACUCUAACCUGAAUGGUUUCUGUUUAAUGUAAACCAUUAAUCUUUUCCAUUUCAGAUAUGAGGGAAAUUAAUCCUUCCAAGUAAAUGUUCCUUCAGAUAGAUGUUCUCAAUAUUAGGGUCCCAUUAAAGUGUCUCAUUGUAUGUUUUUGUCAAAAAAUACUGCUGAGUUGUGAAGUUCAGGAAGUUUUGUUUUACUUUGGCUUAUGAUUCAUUCAGACAUCUGUUUAAAUGAAAAUGAUACACAAGUGUCAUAAAAUGUUAAUUGCUCCAACUGAAAUGUGAUAAACUCUGGAGAAAUUAUGCAAAGACUCAAAAGUGGCCUUUAUAAGUGUUUCAACUCAGCAAUUUUAUUUUCAUUUGGGCCUGUUCUCUUUGAUCAGUGUUUCUUCCCCCCGAUUUUACGCCAGUGGAAUUUUACAGUCCCACUGAAGUCUAUGAACUUUUGAAUGGCUCACCGCAGCUUCUGGCCCCACCCACACCGUGCCAGAACCAUUAAAUUCUGCAUACAAUUUCCAUCUAUCGGCUGUGAUCAAGCUGUGUUUAGAUGUGCGCUACACAUUUGUUAAUUCCUGAAAAAAUUCUACUAAAUCUCAAGAUUUAAGCUGUAGUCACAACAAAUGAACUCUUAAAUGCUGCUUCAUGAACUUUCUCCAGAAAUCAGAUAUUUUAAUUUCACCCAGCUGUUAUAUGUAUUCGCUUAUCCACUUGUUUGACAUCACCUACCUACAAAAAUCUCGACGUUACUCUUCUCCCCACCUCCUUUCCUACCUUUUUGUCUUUCCUCUUCCGUCUCUCAUCUUUUAAGUAAAACAAUACAAAUAGGAAAAAAACAGCCUUGUUUGCACAAAUCUACUUGUCGUGCUACUUAUUGUCAUUGAUUUCAGAUUAGGAUGUCUUAUUUCUAUAUUCUUUGUAUCGAUGAAUAAAUUGUUAUGUAAAUGAGGAUUUUACAGUGUAUCCAUCUGCAAAUUAUUUAUGAACAAAUAUUAACUUGAAGUUUAAAAUUCACUAUAAAUAAAUUUUUUUGUGGUUAUA
Molecule: messenger RNA, 3477 nt
Organism: Carcharodon carcharias (great white shark)
Lineage: Eukaryota; Metazoa; Chordata; Chondrichthyes; Lamniformes; Lamnidae
Product: lamin-L(III)-like
Exons: 11
Coding region: 207-1964 (585 amino acids)
Source: RefSeq, a predicted model, not a curated record